UAGCUCAGAAGAACUGAAGGUUCAGUGGGCGUCCUCCGAUGCCACGACAGAGCCAGCUUCCUCUUUUACACCCAUGAACUCCAGAGCGGAUGUCAGCGAGCAACCAGCCUCUGGAGGACAAAGGCCAGUCCUACUGCUCAUCACAUCGGGUGCCUGAGUUGUCAUCAUGAAUUUCCUCAGAAGACGCCUCUCAGACAGCAGCUUCGUGGCUAACCUGCCCAACGGCUACAUGAUGGACCUGCAGCGGCCUGAGAGCCCCACCAGCUCUCCCGUUUCCCCGGCGACAGAGCGCAAGCAGCAGCAGCCGGCAGCAUCAGCUCCGCCCACUGGGGGCGGCUUUCUCAGCUCCCUGUCCAAUGCGGUGAAGCAGAGCACACAUGGCGUGGCCGGACAGGCGGAGCCGCCAGUGAACACCACACCAAUCGUACACAAACCCAAGAUCCUGCUGGUCAUCGAUGACAUGCACACGGACUGGGCCAAGUACUUUCGAGGGAAGAAACUGAACGGGGAAUAUGAGAUAAGAGUGGAACAGGCGGAGUUCUCUGAGAUUAACCUGGCUGCCUAUGUGAACGGGGGUUGUAUGGUAGACAUGCAGCUUGUCAGGAAUGGCACUAAAGUGGUCAGGUCUUUCAAGCCUGACCUGGUCCUGGUUCGCCAGCAUGCUUACAGCAUGGCCCAGGGAGAAGACUUCCGCAGCCUCAUCAUCGGGCUGCAGUAUGGGGGAGUUCCGGGGCUCAACUCCCUGCACUCCAUCUACAACUUCUGCAGCAAACCCUGGGUGUUUUCCCAGCUGAUAAAGAUCUUCCAAUCCCAGGGCCCGGAAAAAUUCCCUCUCACUGAGCAGACAUUCUUCCCCAAUCACAAGGAGAUGCUCACAGCGACGACCUUUCCUGUAGUGGUUAAGCUUGGUCACGCUCACGCCGGUAUGGGCAAGGUGAAGGUGGAGAGUCAUUAUGAUUUCCAAGAUAUAGCCAGCGUGGUGGCUCUGGCAAAAACCUACGCUACCACUGAGCCUUACAUCGACUCCAAGUACGACGUCAGGAUCCAGAAGAUAGGCAGCAAUUACAAAGCCUACAUGAGAACCUCCAUUUCCGGCAACUGGAAGGCGAACACAGGAUCUGCAAUGCUGGAGCAGAUCGCCAUGUCUGAUCGAUACCGCAUGUGGGCAGAUUCCUGCGCUGAGAUGUUCGGGGGUCUGGACAUCUGUGCAGUGAAGGCAGUCCACGGCAAAGAUGGGAAAGACUACAUCAUUGAGGUGAUGGACAGCUCCAUGCCGCUGAUUGGAGAGCAUGUGGAGGAGGAUCGACUGCUCAUAGCAGACCUGGUUAUAACUAAAAUGACUCAGCUUGUCACAGGCACCCACCCGCCUCAGCCACCUCUUGCAUCUUCACAGCCCCAGCAGAUUCAGCCCCAGCCAAUGAAGGCCCAAACCCAGCCUCAGCCAGGCCCAGGAGCUCAGCCCAAGCCAGCUACACAAGGUGGCCCUCGUCCAGCGUUGGGGCCCCAGGGGUCUCAGCUCCAGAACCCCCAGCAGCAGAGCACCUCCCAGCCACAGAAAUCACCGGGCUCCCCCCAGCAAGCCAGGUCUGCCGGCACCUCCCCCAACCAGGCCUUCAAGCCAGGUGCUUUUCCACCGCAGCAACCCAGGCCAGCUGCACAGGGGCAGGGGCAGCCAGGACCCGGCACAGCUCAGAGACAGACCCCACAGUUAAAUAAGUCUCAGUCUCUGACGAAUUCCUUCAGUGUCUCUGAAACGCCCCAGCGUGGGAACAGGAACGAGGACGAGGCCAAGGCAGAGACCAUCCGCAGCCUGAGGCAGUCCUUCGCCAGCCUCUUCUCCGAUUAACUCACCCCCUCCCCGAGGAACCCUUGAGAGAGCCACGGAGCCGGGAACCUCCCGACACCCAACGGGGGGCAGCGAUUCACUGCGUCCCUCGAUUUGAAACUGCUUCUCAACACAGACUGGGGUCCGCGCUCGGCAGAAUCCUGUGGGGCUCUGGAAGGGAGCUGAAUUCACUAAAGCAUUUGCUCAGUGGGAAGCUUUGCUGCACCUGUUUGUUAAUAAAGAAAUAAAACGUGAUAAUGUUGCAAACCUGAUAGCCAUCUACUUGAAUUACAGCACUCUACAGUUUAAAAUACAUUUGAGAAUGACUCAAGUAUCACAAGGAAACUGACCAUUUGGAUUACCAGAUCCAACCUGUCGGUACAUUUGAAACCCUGUUUCGUGCACCUCAUUGCAAAAAUAAGAAAGUUAGCAUUGUUUUAUUUGUGGGACACAUACAGUAUGUCCCUUGUAUGUUGAAGGGUUAACCCUGGUACAACCCCUUCGGUCCGUGUCUAUAAUUGCACCAUGCUGACUUUCCUAUCUAUGCUAAACUUUAUAAUGCACACUCUUAUGUGUUGGCAAGGCAACUUAUUAUCAUUCUAAAAAUUCAACAAAAUUGUGUUGGAAGAUUAACUAAUAAUAAUAAAAAUACAGUCCAGGUUUACAAGUUUCUCGGUGGCGGUGUUAAGAUCUGCCGCUGUUUUAGAUCAUUAAAAUAGACCCCUGCCUGUUAAUAUAACGUAAUUUGUUGUUUUGUAACAUUACCAAGUUUUGUUGUUGUUGUUGUUGUUGUUUUAUAUGAAACGCUGGUGGAUUUGGCUCAUUGUCCUGGUCUGCUUUUAACAUUCCCUUCUUUCAUGAAGGAGCUGUUUUAUGUCUAUAGUUGUUAGUUCACUGUGCACUUUGCUAAACUAGUUGAAUGUUACACUAAUGAUUUAUUUAUGAAACCCUUGCUAGCAACUGGUCCUGGUGACCAACUUCCUCUGUAGACCAUGUGACCUACAGCACAGGAAGUCACACUGUACUGUACCAUGAAGCAACAUAUACUUAACCAUAGUGUUGUACUAUCUCAAGAUCUUUAUCACAGUGCUACAGCUAAUAAAAUUUGAACAAAAUGAUUUCCAAAGCCUUAGUUAGCACGCCUUUAAUAUAACUCAUCUGAAACUGUAGUGUUUUUACUGUUACUUUUCUGAGCUGUAUGUUCAUGUUUCUUUUCCUCACCAGUACAUUUAGUGUGUCACAUUGUCUUCACGGUUUGAUGUUUGUUAUUUAAACUUUUUCUCCUCACUGCUGCUGUUAAACUGAAAGUGUCUAAAAGAAUGUGUGGCUGGUGAAUUUAUGAGCCAAAAAAAAAAAACGUACAGCAGAAGUAUAAAGUUAUUCCAAGUAAUUUUGCUAUACAAGAAUGGUGUCUGAAGAAAACGUUUAAAAAGCCAGUAGAAGUUUGACUGAAAAUGUUUUCCAGCUGCGGAAAAUCAAUGAUUCAUCUACUUUGGGAACCGAUUGUCUGAGCUGCUCUUGUCUGCAGAAGAAUCAAAAUCAUUACCUUUUUUUUUUAAUCUCUAAUCUUAUGCUUUUACUCCACUAAGUGCUGGUAAGUGGCUGGCAAACAGUUGAAUUGCUGCUUGUUGAAGUGUAGUGGAUAUUCAAGAGUCGUAAUUUACGUUGUAAAAAAAAUUGCAAAGGCCCAACAGUAAAUUCUGUGAAAUUAGGAGACUGCACAAAGAAAUGACAGCAACUGUAGGACACAUACCAGCAAUAAAUGCAAUAGGCUGUCCUCUAAAAUACCAGGUCAAAUGAAGGGAAUAUCAAUGUGUUUAUCACCUGUGAGAUUAUGUACUUCUGCCACUCUGACUAAACUAAUAAUUGUUCAGUACAAAUACCAUACUACAGUCUUUUUAAUCAUUCAUUAAGUUGCAGUGGACCAAAUUACAAAGCGUGUGUUUUGAUUUGAAUUCUGCAUGGUUUUGUUUCUUUAUUUAAAAAGCUGUGUUGUGUUAUUAGUGUGGCAUGUUUACAGAAUCUUGUUGUGUACCUGAUGCUUCAUAAAGACUAGCUGCUAAAUGUUUGAUCUCUUUUUGUGAUUCAGUAAAUGUCGACUUGUGUCAUUUGUUACUGACGGAUCUUAAUUUUGAAUAAAAAAACGAAUCGGUGUGAUUGUACAGGA
This is a messenger RNA of Acipenser ruthenus (sterlet), 3992 nucleotides long. Its product is annotated as synapsin-3-like. Lineage: Eukaryota; Metazoa; Chordata; Actinopteri; Acipenseriformes; Acipenseridae. Bases 167 to 1846 code for a protein of 559 amino acids. Gene Ontology annotation, cellular component: synaptic vesicle; synaptic vesicle membrane. The record is from RefSeq and is a predicted model, not a curated record. Gene Ontology annotation, biological process: neurotransmitter secretion. Gene Ontology annotation, molecular function: ATP binding. The transcript is spliced from 14 exons.